AGGGUGGAUUCAGAGGGUCCUUCAAAUUCUGUGAAUUGGGACAGUACUUCGCGCACCGCGAUGACGUAUGUGGCCGACGAAUCCGCACUUCGAAGUGUGCAGACCCUGAAUUGGGACACACACAGAUUCUAUCAUUCAGCUGCUUUAAUCCUUUAGUUCAUGUCCAACAGGCUUCUCCACUUCAGCCCUCUGAUUCCCUUGAAAUGAACUUUUCUUUCCAUCCAUAACAAAACCUGAUAAGCAGCAGAAAAGGUGAGACGAGAAUCUCCAACACCCGCUUUUACGGUACAGUAGUUUAUUUAUUUAUGUUAUUAUGUUUUCUAUUACAUUCUAUCAGAGAUUUAUUUAUUGAGGUGCCUAUUGCAAGCAAUUCAUUUUCUCCAAAUCUUCGACCAAUAAAAUAGAAAAAAUGAAACGCUAUAGUAGCUAGUAAGUGUAAACAGACGUUUCUUUUGGUUUUAUUUUCUCCCUUUCUUUUGAAAUGUUGCGCAAUCUUUACAGUAAACCGUGUGUUUUCACCGGAAAUAUUCUGGCACAAGAAACCAGCUGCCACAGUAAACGUUUACCUCUUUAUUCCCAACAUUAAAGAGAUCGCGGCUGAACUAUUUGACUGAAGAAAAUGGAGCUGAAGCGGUCCUCUCGUCGCUGGAUGACUUUAAUGAUGCUUUUUAUUCUGGGGAACGUCUCAACUUCAUCCGCAUCUGAAGAUACAAUGGAUUUGCAGCUGGACUGUUACAAUGACUGUGAGAGGAUGUUUUGUCGUUUCCAGCCACAGGAGCAAAGCUGCAGCGACUACAAUCUGAAUCUAAGUAACCCUUUAGCUUUCGGGGACAAUGAAAAGGAGAAGAAUUGUGUUUUACAGUACGAUACUGGGCUGUGUUGUUGCUCUGCUGGAAUUGAGUUUGUCAUUCGGGAGAUUUAUAACGUAACAGUUAGGAAAAGAGGAAAAAUCAUGGAAGUGAAAGUAAUCGACCUCAUACGCAGCUUGAAGCCCAAAAUUCCAACAAUCACCUCAGUGAAUGAAUCCAAUGGGAAUUUUGAAGUAAGGUGGAGGACGAACAUGGAGAACUGUCCCAUUCCUGAAUACUCUGCUGAUGUAACUUACUGGAGAAAAGGAGACAAACAGGUAACACAUCAUAAUUUUAACAAAGACUAUGUAAACAGUGCUUACUAUCAAAUACCUGCUCAAGACCUGGAGCCAAGCACAACAUAUGUGGUCAGUUUGAGAAGCUUUCAAGAUCAGAGUGGCAGGUUCAGUGACAGUAGUGAAGAGUGGGAAUUUACAGCUGCUGCCAAACCUCAGUCUCCGCUCAUUGUUGCGACUAUCAGCCUCAGUUUUGCUGCUGUCAUCGUCACUACUGCUGCAUUUGGUUGUUAUGUGAAGUUGAAAGCUAAAUGGAAGAAAAGCAUUGCAUUGUGUCCAGUGCCAGUUCUUUUGGAAAUGCGUUUGGGUAAACAAGAGCUUUUAAAACCAACAGAAGUCAGCGUCUGCCUCGUCGCCAUUGAUCCUGUAGUUCAAAAAGACAGUCCAACAAGCUUGGAGACGUCAUCGAAGGACCCCAACAGCAAGAGUCAGCAGCAAAGCAAUGGAGUCUGCGCUCACUCAUUCUCUUUCAGUUCUGUUGACGUGGAGGCUGAAAUCCAGAAAGCCCUCAGGGAAAAGUUAGGCCAUCUUUUGCCAGCAUCUUCAGUGACCAGCAGUCAGCCCACAGGACCAAACACAGACAGUCGAUUUCCUUUUGACGUUUCAACUAAUGACUCACACAGUUCUCCUGAAUGCAUCUGCUUUGACAAUCUGACGUAUUCCUCUCGUGUUGGAUCAAAACAGAGCACUUCUCAGACUGAGAAAGUAACGGUUGACUCUGCAUACCACCGCAAUGAGAGUAACCCUUGGGACCAGCAUGCUCCAACUUGUCAGGUUUCUACAGAGCAAGUUCUUGUACCAAAAGUGGCUUCCUCUCUUGUGAUGACAGACUUGUCAUAUCAAAUGUCUAGUGUAAACUCAGGAGCAUUUUCACUUGUACAUGACUCCAGCUUGUCUUCCGUCUCUUGUGACAUUAACACAACCGCAUCUUGUGAUCUUGUGCCCAGUGCUGAAGCUGCUGGUGAUAGCUCUGAUUCUGGUGUGAUGAAGCUUAAUGAUAAAAAAGAAGAUGGCGCCUUCUGUUACAGAGAGCCUUGCUUCGAACCAUAAGCCUGCAGGACCACUCGGCCUCUCUGUGGAUGACGACUAUCAGCCAUUUCCAAAUAUAAUGGGGCAGCCAAGUGUUUUAUUUUCCCAGGAAAAAAGUUUCAAACAGAAGGAAAUCUCUAAGGACUUGUUGAAUUCAGUUGUUCCAGAUUUAAUUAAUGUUUCCCAGACUCAGUGUUUCUCUGAACUCCAAAAACCUUCUGACUCUUUAUUGUCUGCUCAGUCUGUGCCACUGAUCACAGACAGUGGCUAUCGCAGUGUGUAGUUUAAUGACCAUGAUGUAGGUUUUAACACAAAUUUUUAAACUGAUAAAUGACUGAUGUUUCAAGUUAUCUUUAUAUCUGAUGGUGAUUUUUACGUUAAAUCUAUAAAUAAAUUAAGUUUACUUUUGCUCAGAUCAGGGGCGUUACCAGCC
Messenger RNA from Melanotaenia boesemani (Boeseman's rainbowfish), 2606 nucleotides. RefSeq lists its product as uncharacterized. NCBI's taxonomy places the organism in Eukaryota, Metazoa, Chordata, Actinopteri, Atheriniformes, Melanotaeniidae. The coding region runs from base 620 to 2194 and encodes 524 amino acids. Gene Ontology annotation, molecular function: protein binding. The transcript has 10 exons. The record is from RefSeq and is a predicted model, not a curated record.